Messenger RNA from Orycteropus afer afer, 1622 nucleotides. RefSeq names its product RAB11 family interacting protein 2 (gene RAB11FIP2). Gene Ontology annotation, biological process: regulated exocytosis. NCBI's taxonomy places the organism in Eukaryota, Metazoa, Chordata, Mammalia, Tubulidentata, Orycteropodidae. The record is from RefSeq and is a predicted model, not a curated record. Gene Ontology annotation, molecular function: small GTPase binding. Gene Ontology annotation, cellular component: endosome; phagocytic cup.
GUGCGCGGGAGCUCGGUGCAGAGAAAUACGGCAGAAUGAUGCUGUCAGAGCAAGCCCAAAAGUGGUUUCCAACUCACGUGCAGGUCACAGUGCUUCAAGCCAAAGAUCUUAAGCCUAAAGGCAAAAGUGGUACCAAUGACACAUACACUAUCAUUCAGCUGGGCAAGGAAAAGUACUCCACCUCUGUAGCCGAGAAAACUCUUGAGCCAGUCUGGAAAGAAGAGGCCUCGUUCGAGCUGCCCGGAUUGCUCAUGCAGGGGAAUCCGGAGAAAUACAUCCUGUUCCUCGUAGUUAUGCACAGGUCCCUGGUGGGGCUCGAUAAAUUUUUAGGGCAGGUGGCAAUCAAUCUCAAUGACAUCUUUGAGGACAAACAGAGAAGGAAAACAGAGUGGUUUAGAUUAGAAUCCAAACAAGGAAAAAGAGCCAAAAGCAGGGGUGAGAUAAAGGUCAGUAUUCAGUUUACAAGGAACAAUAUGACAGCAAGUAUGUUUGACUUAUCAGUGAAGGACAAAACAAGAUCUCCGUUUGCAAAAUUGAAAGAUAAGAUGAAAGGUAGAAAAACUGAUGGGACCUUUUCAGAUACGUCUUCUGCAAUCAUUCCAAGUACUCAUAUGCCUGAUGCCAGUACUGAGUUUUCCAGUGGUGAGAUCCAGAUGAAAUCCAAACCAAAAAAGCCUUUUCUUUUGGGUCCCCAGAGACUUUCUUCAGCACAUUCAAUGUCUGACUUAACUGGGUCCCACGUCUCUGCUGAGAAACUGAAGUCUGGCACCAUUGGUCAAACGCAUCAUCUUGGGCGCCAGAUAGAUUCCUUCGGAGCAGUUCCAGAAAGUGGAAGUCUCAAAUCACCACACAGACGAACGUUAAGCUUUGAUACUUCUAAAGUGAACCAGCCUGACACCAGUGUGGAUGAAGGUGAAUCGUCCUUCGGAAGACAAAAUGACCCAUUUACAAAUGUGACCGCUUCAUUACCCCAGAAAUUUGCAACACUGCCAAGGAAGAAAAACCCAUUUGAGGAAAGCAGUGAAUCGUGGGACAGCAGUGUGAAUUUAUUCUCAAAAUCAGUUGAAGUAAGAAAAGAAACUAAAAGAGAAAAAAGGGAGAAAGUGAGCCUGUUUGAAAGAGUCACUGGGAAGAAGGACAACAGAAGGUCUGACAAGCCCAACGAUGGGGGGUCAGGUAGCCCUUGUGACUUGAAAUCCCCUAAUGCAUUCGGUGGAAGUCCGCAGGACUGUUUUGAUUACGAGUCAACCAAUCCGUUUACAGCAAAAUUCAGGGCUCCAAAUAUAAUGCCAUCUUCAAGUUUUCAUACGAAUCCGACAAGCAGUGAAGACCUCAGGAAAGUACUGGACAGCAACCCUUUUGACGCCACUGCGGGGUACCGGGGCCUGACCCACGAGGAGGUGCUGCAGGAGCUGGUGAAACACAAGGAACUCCUGCGCAGGAAGGACUCGCACAUCCGGGAGCUGGAGGACUACAUCGACAACCUCCUCGUCCGGGUGAUGGAGGAGACGCCCAGUAUUCUGCGGGUGCCGUACGAACCGUCCAGGAAAGCUGGCAAGUGCUCCAAUAGUUAGUAAGCCAACUGCACCGCUUUUAUGAUGAAAAAACAGAGAGAAAUGAAA